This is a messenger RNA of Sipha flava (yellow sugarcane aphid), 1285 nucleotides long. RefSeq lists its product as uncharacterized. The transcript has 7 exons. The record is from RefSeq and is a predicted model, not a curated record. NCBI's taxonomy places the organism in Eukaryota, Metazoa, Arthropoda, Insecta, Hemiptera, Aphididae. The coding region runs from base 8 to 1099 and encodes 363 amino acids.
UUUUAUUAUGGAUCCAGUUGAUCCAGUAUUGGAGUUACCGAUACCCUUGGAACCUUUAUCUAGAGCAAUUCCAGGACUUCGAGGGAGAUCAACAGUGUACAUUGAUGAAAGUGGAUAUGUUUACUAUCAACAUUCAAUUAGGGGAAGUAUUCGAUAUUUGAAAUGUGAAAAUCAUCGUUAUGGAUGUCCAGUAUCUGCAAAAAUGUCAACAAUUGAAGGAGCACAAAUUAUAAUUUCUGAACGUCAUGUUCAUAGUCACGAACCAGCACCUCAAUAUGCAGUGGCGUUGCAAGGCUAUGUUAACAGUUUAAGAGAGAGAGCUAUUAGGGAGAAUAUUAUUCCACACAAUAUUGUUGACCAGGAAGUGCAUUUAUUCCCUGAAGCAGCGAUGUAUAAAGGUCGUCCAGCUGCUCUUAGGGCUAUUGCAGGAGCUAGGCAUCGGAACAAUCCUCCUAUUCCAGAUUCUUUAGCAGACUGGAUAAAUAUUUUGAAUUCUAAUGAAUGGGACCCAAGAUUGCGAUAUGUUAAUGGAUCAAUGACUCCUUUCUACCAAGGCCCCUUGGAGUUAUUAAGGGAUGAUGAAAGUACACACUUUGUAGGACUCGUGUUUACCAACAAUACUUUCAUGCAGGAAUUGAAUGCACACCUCGAAGGAGUACGAACAAUGUGUAUGGACGGAACUUUUCAAAUAAGACCACGGCAACCAGCUGACAUAGAACAGUUGUUUACAGUACAAAUUAUUUUUAAUAAUGUGGCAAUUCCAAUUAUACAUGCCCUACUAGUUGAUUGCCAAACCAAGUCCUACAUGCGGGUACUCCAAUUUCUAAGGUAUGAUUUGCAGUUGAACAUAAAUUAUGAAAAUCUGCAGGUCAUGACUGAUUUUGAACAGGGCCUAAGAAAUGCCAUAAGUAGAGUACUCCCAGAAGCCAACAAUUCUGGCUGUUGGUUUCACUAUAUUCAAAGCAUUAUACGUUAUGUUCGAAGUCAUCAUCUAAUGCCGUUAUGCAGAGAAAAUGAAAAUGCAAGGCGAAUUCUGCGAAUGUUCAUCUAUCAGCAGUUGUCAUACAACAUCAUGGCAAUUCUUUCUCUAUCCACUUAGGCUUUAGACUAAUUCAAGAUCUAGUUACCAGCUAUAAUUUAGUGAUAGAACUGGAACCUCUAAUGCAAUACUAUGAGCGAUUCUGGAUGGAUACAGUGACUCCGCAGAGGAUUAGAGUAUUUGGACUCGCACACAGAACCAAUAAUUUUAUAGUCUUAUCAUGCGUCCCUCCUCCCAUUAAUGGGC